GGCUACGACGACGUGCAACAGUCGUUCUUCCUCGCCGAAACCCUCAAAUACGCUUAUUUGGCCUUUGCGGACGAUUCCCUACUUUCGCUGAACUACUGGAUUUUCAACACUGAAGCUCAUCCUCUUCCCGUCCUUGUUUCUUGA
Messenger RNA from Caenorhabditis auriculariae, 144 nucleotides. The record is from the annotation of a GenBank genome assembly. Lineage: Eukaryota; Metazoa; Nematoda; Chromadorea; Rhabditida; Rhabditidae.